AUGCUCACCAUUGGCCUGCCAAUCCUAGUCUACCUGGUUGAAAUAACAUCAUCAAACUUAUCAUCUAUCCAGCUGGCAAAGAAUAACUUGGGGCUCUGCCUGUUAGCUCUAAAUGAGAUGCGAAAGGCUUAUGUCUCUGCCGAUGCGGCGUAUAAGCUAUUCGACCGCGCUAGGACCAUGGUCGAGAAAAGGCUUCGAGAAGCUGAGGUCGUUUCACGAGACCCAACAGUUUCACCAGAAACGCAGGGAAUUGAGACUGCGCAGUGGCUUGAUGACUCCGAGGACUAUGAUUUCGCAUCGACGGGGAUGUUAUCGGCGUUUUGGACACCAUUCGCCAAUUUCAUACCUGAUGACUCCUUCGGAAAUUCUUUCUAG
Molecule: messenger RNA, 375 nt
Organism: Fusarium oxysporum Fo47
Lineage: Eukaryota; Fungi; Ascomycota; Sordariomycetes; Hypocreales; Nectriaceae
Exons: 1
Coding region: 1-375 (124 amino acids)
Source: RefSeq, a predicted model, not a curated record